GGACCGCGCCUUCCAGACAGCCCCGUGGAGCCCAGGCGGCGGCCGGCAGCCUUCGACGCGAUGUUCCGCCGGAGCUGGAACCGCUUUUGUGCUGGAGAAGAGAAACGAGUCGGUACACGCACAGUAUUCGUUGGCAAUCAUCCAAUUUCAGAAACAGAAGCUUACAUUGCACAAAGAUUUUGUGAUAAUAGAAUAGUGUCAUCUAAGUAUACACUUUGGAAUUUCCUCCCAAAGAAUCUGUUUGAACAGUUUAGAAGAAUUGCAAAUUUUUAUUUUCUCAUCAUUUUCCUUGUACAGGUCACAGUAGACACACCAACCAGCCCAGUUACCAGUGGACUUCCACUAUUCUUUGUUAUAACUGUUACAGCCAUCAAGCAGGGAUAUGAGGACUGGCUGAGACACAGAGCUGACAACGAAGUCAAUAAGAGCACUGUUAACAUUAUUGAAAAUGCAAAGCGAGUGAAAAAAGAAUGUGAAAAAAUCAAGGUUGGUGAUGUAGUCGAAGUACAGGCAGAUGAAACCUUUCCUUGUGAUCUUAUUCUUUUAUCAUCAUGCACCAGUGAUGGAACCUGUUAUGUCACUACAGCCAGUCUUGAUGGAGAAUCCAAUUGCAAGACACAUUAUGCAGUACGUGAUACCAUUGCACUGUGUACAGCCGAAUCCAUUGAUACUCUUCGAGCAGCAAUUGAAUGUGAACAGCCUCAACCUGACCUCUACAAGUUUGUUGGGCGAAUCAAUAUCUAUAGUAAUAGUCUUGAAGCUGUUGCCAGGUCUUUGGGACCUGAAAAUCUCUUACUGAAAGGAGCUACGCUAAAAUCUACCAAGAAGAUAUAUGGAGUUGCUGUUUACACUGGGAUGGAAACCAAAAUGGCUUUGAACUACCAAGGGAAAUCUCAGAAACGUUCUGCUGUCGAAAAAUCUAUCAAUACCUUCCUGAUUGUGUAUUUAUUUAUAUUACUGACCAAAGCUGCAGUAUGCACUACUCUAAAGUAUGUUUGGCAAAGUUAUCCAUAUAAUGAUGAACCUUGGUAUAACCAAAAGACCCAGAAAGAGCGGGAGACUUUGAAGGUUUUGAAAAUGUUCACCGACUUCCUAUCAUUUAUGGUUCUGUUCAACUUUAUCAUUCCUGUCUCCAUGUAUGUCACAGUAGAAAUGCAGAAAUUCUUGGGCUCCUUCUUCAUUUCAUGGGAUAAGGACUUUUAUGAUGAAGAAAUUAAGGAAGGAGCCCUGGUUAACACAUCAGACCUUAAUGAAGAACUUGGCCAGGUGGAUUAUGUAUUUACAGAUAAGACUGGAACACUCACUGAAAAUAGCAUGGAAUUCAUUGAAUGCUGCAUAGAUGGAUACAAGUAUAAUGGUGUAACUGAGGAGGUUGAUGGACUCUCUCGAACUGAUGGACCCUUAACACAUUUUGACAAAGCAGAUAAGAAUAAAGAAGAGCUCUUUCUGCGUGCUUUGUGUUUAUGUCAUACUGUAGAAAUUAAAACAAAUGAUGCUGUUGAUGGAGCUACAGAAUCAACUGAAUUAACCUAUGUCUCCUCUUCACCAGAUGAAAUAGCUUUGGUGAAAGGAGCUAAAAAGUACGGGUUCACAUUUUUAGGAACUCGGAAUGACUGUAUGAGAGUAGAGAACCAAAGAAAAGAAAUAGAAGAAUAUGAACUUCUUCAUACCUUAAACUUUGAUCCCGUCCGCCGACGUAUGAGUGUAAUUGUGAAGAAUCAGAAAGGAGACAUAUAUCUCUUUUGUAAAGGAGCAGACUCAGCCAUUUUCCCCAGAAUACAAAUUCCCGAACCUGAGUCAACUAAACUUAGGAAUGCCAUUGAUUCAACUAAACAGCAUGUGGAACGUAGUGCAAUGAAUGGUUAUCGGACACUUGGUGUAGCCUUCAAAAACAUUGCUCCAGAUGAUUAUGAAAGAAUUAACAGACAACUCAUAGAGGCGAAAAUGGCCUUACAAGACAGAGAAGAAAAAAUGGAAGAGGUCUUGGAUGAUAUUGAGACAAACAUGAAUUUAAUUGGAGCCACUGCAGUGGAAGACAAGCUGCAAGAUCAAGCUGCCGAGACCAUUGAAGCUCUGCAUGCAGCAGGCCUAAAAGUCUGGGUGCUUACCGGGGACAAGAUGGAGACAGCCAAAUCCACAUGCUAUGCCUGCCGCCUUUUCCAAACCAGCACUGAGCUCUUAGAACUGACCACAAAAACCAUCAAAGAAUGUGAAAGAAAAGACCGAUUGCAUGAAUUGUUGAUAGAAUAUCGGAAGAAGUUGCUGCGUGAAUUUCCUAAAAGUACCAAAAGAAACUGUAAAAAAAGAGCAUGGACAGACCAGGAAUAUGGAUUAAUCAUUGAUGGCGCCACAUUGUCACUCAUAUUAAAUUCUAGUCAGGAAUGUGGUUCAAGCAAUUACAAAAGCAUUUUCCUACAAAUUUGUAUGAAGUGCACUGCAGUGCUCUGCUGCCGGAUGGCACCAUUACAGAAAGCCCAGAUUGUCAGAAUGGUGAAGAAUUUAAAAGGCAGUCCAAUAACAUUGUCGAUAGGUGAUGGUGCCAAUGAUGUUAGUAUGAUCUUGGAAUCCCAUGUGGGAAUAGGUAUUAAAGGCAAAGAAGGUCGCCAAGCAGCCAGGAAUAGUGAUUAUUCUGUUCCAAAGUUUAAACAUUUGAAGAAACUGCUUUUGGCUCAUGGACAUCUAUAUUAUGUGAGAAUAGCACACCUUGUACAGUAUUUCUUCUAUAAGAACCUUUGUUUCAUUUUGCCACAAUUUUUGUACCAGUUCUUCUGUGGAUUCUCACAACAGCCACUAUAUGACGCUGCUUACCUUACAAUGUACAAUAUCUGCUUCACCUCCUUGCCCAUCCUGGCCUACAGUCUACUGGAACAGCACAUCAACAUUGACACUCUGACCUCAGACCCCCGAUUGUAUAUGAAUAUUUCUGGCAAUGCCAUGCUGCAGUUGGGCCCCUUCUUAUAUUGGACAUUUCUGGCCGCCUUUGAAGGGACUGUGUUCUUCUUUGGGACUUAUUUUCUUUUUCAGACUUCAUCCCUAGAAGACAAUGGAACGGUGUAUGGAAACUGGACUUUCGGAACCAUUGUUUUUACGGUCUUAGUAUUCACUGUAACUCUGAAGCUCGCCUUGGAUACUCGAUUCUGGACAUGGAUAAAUCACUUUGUGAUUUGGGGUUCCUUAGCCUUUUAUGUAUUUUUCUCAUUCUUCUGGGGAGGAAUCAUUUGGCCUUUUCUCAAGCAGCAGAGAAUGUAUUUCGUAUUUGCGCAAAUGCUGUCUUCUGUAUCCACGUGGUUGGCCAUAGUUUUUCUAAUAUUUAUCAGCCUUUUCCCUGAGAUUCUCCUGAUAGUAUUAAAGACUGUAAGAAGAAGAAGUGCCAGGGUAAGAACUAAGUUUAUACUCUAACAUGAUAUUUUGAAGGGGCUUCAAUAUCUGCCGUGAACUAAAAACCUUAUUUAGAGAACUGUAUCAGUUACAGAAUAUUAAACCCCUCCUUACAGGUUCACCACUUAAUUUCCUCUUCUGCAUAAAAAGUAUAGUAAAAACUUCGUUAUCCAAUGCAGGUGGUAAGUAGAUUCCUUAACAGUGUUCUGUGUGAUCUUUAGCAAUCCAUAUGGAGUAUCCCAAAUAUGCUCCAUAUGGAAAUUUAAAAGGAAAAAACAAAAUGAUUUUAUUUUGAAUUUAACCUAGAAUUUUUCACACCAGGGAUUUCCACACCAACAUUUCAGCUUUAACCUUAGAAAUUUCCUUGUGGUUGUUUGCAGAUUUUUUUUUUUUCAGUUGAUAAUCCUAAUUUGCCUCUUUCAAACCUUUCCCCUUCCUCUAAUUAUAGUGCUGCUUAAUCUCUGUAUUGCUUCUAGCCCUGUCUGUCCAGCAGUAUAUUUGAACCAAAGAGAAUUCCCUGGAUGUGAUUUCUACAUCCUUACCCUCUUGAACACACUUUUAAAAAAAAAUUCAAGAUUGUUUUAUGUGUGUGAUUUUUUUUUGCUGCUUAAGUUGUAAAUUUCUUGUGAGUAUGAGAAGUUAUUAUCCUCCCUUAGCCCAAUCACUUGGCCCUGUGUUAUCUGAUUUUUUUUUAACAUAUCUAAAAAGCCUUUGAAGUGAAAGGGGUAGAUUAACCUGGAAAAUAAAACUUCUGGCAGAUUUUGACCAACAGGUUAAUUAAAUAUAUUCCUACCCACAGUAGCUCAUUUUGCCAAAUAAAACCCUAUUUCUGUCAUAUUCACACCAACUAGGUCCUGUAUCCCCUCCAAGACAAUAUUUUCAGGAUAUAGUGUAAGCUCUGUUUACCUUACCUGUUUGAUCAAAUUCAUGAACCAGUUUAAGUCACCAGACUGGGUCGUCUGAUUUUGUUGGUGGUGUUUUAUUUGCUUGUUUGUUUGUUUGGGGGUCCCCCCGCUUUUGUAUUGAUGGAAUCCAGUGAUUGACAUCAUGCAGACAUGAGAAUCUGAAAUGAUUAUAGUGGGAAAAUCUUCAGUGAUUAGAUGUGUAAAGAUCUUCACAUUACAAGUUAGUGUCAGUCCCAGUCAAUAACAAUAGAGCUUCAGCAGCAUAAGCUACAUAGAUUCUUGGCCAAUCCAUAUAUAGUUAGGUGGUCAGAAUUGUCCUGAACUCCCUGCUUCUGCAUGCCUUCUGGAUUGGCACCACAAAAUAGUGUUAGCCUAGCUGAGACUGCCUUAGUGUUUGCCUGAAUCCUUCCAGUAGACCUUGCAUUAACUCCCUCCAGCCUGGUGUUUGGUCUUAGAGUGGAAAAGAGGCAUUUAAUUGCCUAAUUAUACCUUAUUAACAGUUGAACAGAGGAAAAGCAGGUUGAUAUGACAGAUUCCUUUCAGAAUGACUCAAGUAGCAAUUUGAAUGAAGCCAAAUAAAAAAUGUCACAGGAAGAAAUUAUUUGGUGCUUUUGUAUAAUAGGUAAUCAGUCUGGGGAGGAUCUCCUAGUUUCUCUUCCAUUCUUAUUCGGGAGUGCACCUUGGGUUUCUCCUAAAUGUUUUUCUUAUUUGGGGCAAUGGAGCUCAUGCUAUGGUGGGUCACACCAGCUUCAUGCUCUAAAGAUGAUACCAAAAUCUGAGAAAUCAGAACCUUCAAACACAACCUUUUUUAAAAAUGUAGACACUGGCUGGAGGUGACUUUUAUAUAGGCUUAAAGGGAAGGAUGCUACAGGGCAGUCACAGAUAAAACCUUAGAACUUUUUUUUUUUUUUUGCCUCAAUGCAAACAGCAGGUCCUGAACUUCUUUUGAAAGCAUGGAGUUUUAGAACUGCAGCCCAUUUUACUUAGCAGCAUAGAAUUUUGCCAGAGUUGCAGCAUGAAAUUUGUUUGCCAUGGGUUUUGUCCAUGGUAGUAGGAAUAUUAGUGUCUGUGCUGUAGCUUGGCAUGUUGAUGUGCUAGAACAACCGGGAGAAUUUCCAUGAUUACCUUCAUUCAUUAAAUCAUUCAUUCAUUUAUUUGUACCCUCAUUGAACCAAUAAACAUUUACUGAACCACCUACUGAUGAACAUCUCUCUUUACAUCCAGUGUCUGAAAGGCCAAAUGGUUUCUCAGACUGUGCGAUUCUGAGAGUUAGAGAUGAGAGAGAACAUUGCAGGCACUCAGCAGCGCUGCCUCUUCCUCUUUUUUUUUUUUUUUUUGGUGAGAAAAUGCAAGAGCAAUGUAGUGCAUAUGAAUGCAUAAAGGCCAGCUGAAACACGGCAGCCAUGGCCAUUCUGUUAAGUUACAUCUGUUUAUACAAGGCCUUAUUUGGCUGUAUCAAAGAGGCAGAGGCCACCCCUCAAAAAAGGAGAAAGUGUAUCUUACUUUCCCAAAAUAUAUUAGCCUUGAUGCUUAGUGACUAGCAGUCUGACAAUCCGGGGUGACUUCCUACUUUGUUCAGUAUCCCUUUGCUAAGGCAUUGGUCUCAUUUUAGAAGCAAAAGAUACUUUUACACUGGACCUGCCUCAUGCUUGACAGGCUCCCUAGUGGGCUAAAGUGUGAGUCCCUCCCUAGAGGUGGAAGAUCCCCCUGACUUUAACCAGUAAGCUUCUUGGACCCUUUGUACACAUAGCCAUAAUGCCAGUGGCAGAUUGGCUGCCAGUGUUGGUCCUACAUGGACCUUGGCAGCUGCUUUGAGAAGGGAAUUAAGUUAUUGCACUUAACGAUUAUAGAAGCAGUCCUGGGAUUUCCAUUCAAUUGAGCACUCAUUGUCUGAGGGCCUACUAUGAGUUAACUUCUGUACUAAACCAGUUGCCACUGAGUUAAUUCCAACUCAGGGCGACCCCAUGUAUGUCAGAGUAAAACUGUUCCAUAGGACUUUCAAUGGCUGAUUUUUUUGGAAGUAGAUCUCCAGGCCUUUCUCCUCAGGUGCUUCUGGGUAGACUCCAACCUUCAACCUUUCAGUCAGCAGCCAAGCAUGUUAACUGUUUGCACUACCCAGGGACUCCAGAGCUAUUGUACUAGGUGCUAGUAAUUCAGGGAUGAAUCAGAUGUGGCCCUUGCUCACAAGGAGUUUAGGGUAAGUUAGAAAGGUAAUUCAUAUGGAACACUUUUCUGUAAGCAGGUAUAAAGCCAAACAGUAGAAUCAGUGAUACAUGACUUGUUAUAACACAGUUGAGCUAUUUCUAAGUCACUACCCCCUGAAGUGUCCAGUGAAAAGGCUGGUAUGGUGGCCUCCACCACAGCUGAGUUCUGUCAUGACACUAGCAUUAUAAGGAAUUCAGCUAGCUUCGAAAAUAGGUUCCCUCACUCACUUAACUCAAGCCUUGUAGUUAAGCCACGUGUUCCUCAGCUAUAUUUUCAGCCAUGAAGUUAAUUUUUGUGCUAAGUCCCGUCAUUUAGGACCAUAGAGCUUUUCUUUAGCUUAUAAAGUGACAAAGCUGCAUAGCCAUGCUGCUGACAGUGUAUGAUGCAGCUACCACUGAGCACUGCACACUGAACCACACAGUACUUCAAAGGAAAUUUAAAGUUUAGGAUUUGGGUAUUUCAAAAAGCCAUAUCCCCUCUAAGCACAAUACACCUGGACUUCACAUUUCCAGUGGAGGCAUUUUCCCCAUAUCCUUAUGUAGUUAUCUCCUGUCAGCUAUCACAGUAAAAGAGAGGCCUGGCUUUGCCUGCUAGACAUGAGGACACUAUAACGGGAAUGGGCUCAGCAACAUUGUUGUGCCUAGCCUGGGACAUCUGCACAAACAGGAAGAAACCUGCCAUUGUGUAGGGAGCUCUUUUAGUGUGGAAAACGGAGAAAGGAAGAAUGUCAACCACCUGAGCAAAAUUCCCAGAGAAAACACUUUGAAAGUUUUGGAAAAUACAGUUCAUCAUUGUAAUAAUAAUGGUGAUACUGAUGAUUACUAUUGGGAUUCUCACAGUGGCAUAAACAGUCAUGGGUUCUAAGGGUGGUAGCCCUGUGAAGUUGAUUGGGAAAAAAUAAAGUUAAAUUGUCAUGGUGUGCCUGUUGAGAUGGGCCUUUAUCCAUUGGCCUCUUUGACAUGCUGCUAAUUGGGCCGGUGUCAAAGAUCUAGGUGUCUGUUGUCGCUCAUCAUCUCCCCUUCUUCCCACUGCCCCUACCAGUUGUUACUAUUGUCCAUUUUUAAUUGCUUUAGAUCCUCUUUUCAUGCUUUCUGCUGCCUUCUGUACUUUCAUAUUUCCUUUGUGAAGUACUCUUAACACCUAUUUUAU
Trichechus manatus latirostris (Florida manatee) is the source of this 7637-nucleotide messenger RNA. It is a transcript of the gene ATP11C, whose product is annotated as ATPase phospholipid transporting 11C. Gene Ontology annotation, molecular function: magnesium ion binding; ATP binding; ATP hydrolysis activity. NCBI's taxonomy places the organism in Eukaryota, Metazoa, Chordata, Mammalia, Sirenia, Trichechidae. The record is from RefSeq and is a predicted model, not a curated record. Bases 61 to 3399 code for a protein of 1112 amino acids. Gene Ontology annotation, biological process: phospholipid translocation. Gene Ontology annotation, cellular component: endoplasmic reticulum; plasma membrane; recycling endosome. The transcript has 28 exons.